Messenger RNA from Lottia gigantea (owl limpet), 3576 nucleotides. RefSeq lists its product as hypothetical. The record is from RefSeq and is a predicted model, not a curated record. The coding region runs from base 65 to 3571 and encodes 1168 amino acids. Lineage: Eukaryota; Metazoa; Mollusca; Gastropoda; Lottiidae. Gene Ontology annotation, molecular function: protein binding. Gene Ontology annotation, biological process: signal transduction. The transcript is spliced from 2 exons.
UGCUUCUGAAAGGAUUUAAAGCGUUCUGGAUACAUACAGAUCUUAUUAAGGAAGACCGGAAAGAAUGUGGGUACUGAUUACCGUUUUGGUAACUCUGAUUCUUCCAGUAGUAUGUCUACCAGACUCGGCAAAUAUGUGCACGGAUAAUCCAGAAUGUCAUUGUCAAGAUAAUGGAAAUGGUACAUUAACAGCGAUUUGUGAUGUGUAUCAACUAUCAAAUACAAUAUACAAUUUACCAGAAACCAUCAACAGUCUCAUUAUAAAGUGUAUUUUAUCAGAAAAUCAAACCAUAUCAAACAGUUUAUUUGAUAAAUUCACCAAUCUCACAUAUUUCUCACUUGAACAGUGUCAUUUUUAUCACAUUGAAUCUUAUACUUUUGAUAUAGUUUCAUUGAAAGCUGUAACAAUCCGAAAUUGUGGAAUCAAAAACGCAACAUUAAGGAUGAAUUCUUCCUCGUUACAAUCAGUGGAGAUAACUAAUUGUAACAUUACGUCAUUUCCGGAAAUAUCUAACAUUGUGGAUUUAUCUUAUCUCAAUGUCUCAUUCAAUAAACUUGCUGAUUACGGAUCGUUUGAAGCAGAAUGUGAAAGAGAAAAUAGUGUUUUAUCUGAACUAGAUCUUAGUUAUAAUGAGUUAAACAGACUUCCCGUUCUGUCAAAUUGUACCCUGUCUUUGAAAACAUUUAGAUUUUCUCGCAAUCCGUCUACUGAGAUUGAUAUUAAUUAUUUCCACAACUUCGAGUCCUUGCAAAUUUUGGAUUUAUCCGAAACUCCCUUAAACAGUGAUAUUUCGUCGAUGGAUACCUUGACGAAUUUAACUACCUUGAAACUCUACGGAAAUGGCCAGAUCUUCAGUUCAAAUUUACAAACGUUUCCUUUUUUGGUCGAACUGGAACUAAGGAAUUUUGUGGCACCGGAAGGCAACAUCUUGAGUAACAUAUCAUCUCUUACACACUUAGUAUCAUUAACCUUAGUAUCGUUUAAUAUUAAAGAUAUUCAGUUAGCGACGUUUGACAAUAUGACACAGCUAAAAGUAUUGGAUCUUUCCCGGAAUAGCAUCAGAUUGUUAAGAAGAGGAGUCUUUGAUAGUCUGACACACUUGAAAAUAUUAGAUUUAUCAUAUAAUAACAUUGGAAGCAUCUUUUCAGGAGCAAUAACUCCACCAAGUCUCAUCCAUUUGGACAUUUCAUCAAACCAAAUUACUUAUGUCUCUUCUCAAAGUUUUGACGACUUGACAAACUUGAGAAUGCUAAAUUUAUCAUAUAACAAAAUCUCAUCCUUACAAAAUAAUACUUUCAACGAUUCGGUUUUCCUGCAGAAUUUGUUUCUGAAUAACAACCGUAUGAAAUCUUUACCAUCUUUCGUGCAGCUCGAACAGCUUCUUCAUCUGGACCUGAAGAACAAUCGACUGACCUUCCUCGCUGAAGAUACUUUUAAUGGUUUAAAAUCCUUACUAGGUAUGAGCUUACGUAAUAAUAACAUCACGGCUUUACCGUCGAGAUUAUUGAAGGAUUCAUCAAAAAUAACAUUUCUGGAUUUCUCUUAUAAUUUAAUUCAGUUUAUCGAAAAACAUCCUGAUUAUUCCACACCAUGGGGACACCUGUCCGAAUUAAUCUUGUUAAGGUUGGAUAAUAACAAGAUAAGAACACUCAAUGAUGAACUUUCGUAUUUUACUAAGUUACAAUUUCUGUUUUUAGACAAUAAUUUAUUAUCUAAAAUUUUACCAGAUAUGUUCCCGUCAUCUUUGGUAGGCUUGGAACUUUCAUAUAAUCACAUUUCAUAUUUUAGUAAUAUCUUUAGAAAGUUAACUCAAUUACAUACUCUCAGUAUUCAGGGAAAUUAUCCAUAUUUAACUCGUGUUCCUUUUAUCAGCUUGUGGGUAACAUCUAAAAUCAAACCGACUGUGUUCAUUGGUUUUAAUGAAUUUCAAUGCGACUGUAAUAUGGAAUGGCUUAAGGUGUUGACACUUCCCGAUUUUGAGCUUCCUACAGAAUAUCGGUAUUUACCAACUUUUGUUGACUUAACUGAAACAUAUUGCAAGAAUCCAGGACCAGGUUUGAUUAGAUUAACGGAUUAUCCAGCUACGGAAUUCGUGUGUUCUUAUGAGAAGGAUGAAUUUGAAUGUCCAUUGGAUUGUAUUUGUUGCCAAUUUGCCGGUACUGGAAAGUGUUCGUGUGCUUAUUGGUGUCCAGUGGAUUGUAUUUGUAGAAAAGCCACAGAGAUGUUCCGGAAAAAUGAGAUAAUGUGUCGUAACAAGAAUAAAACAACCAUACCCCCGGCGUUGCCACCGGAUUCCACCACAAUUGAUCUAUCUAGUAAUAACAUUACCGUGCUUGACAAUAAUUCAUUUCCAUCUCUUCCACAGCUCGAACAUCUAUAUCUGAAUAAUAACAAUAUCAAUAGUCUAUCAACAGGUUGCUUCGAUGGAGUAACAAAUCUAGUCACUCUAUAUCUCAAUGAUAACAAUAUCACUGUUAUCCUAUCUGGAAUAUUCAGCAGGCUUGGAUCUCUACAGAAACUAUAUCUUCAUAAUAACAAUGUAGUCAAAAUAUAUCAGGAUAGUUUUGUGGAGCUCAAUUCCUUGAAAUCUCUAACCUUACAUUCUAACGAUUUGGAUAGCGUGGAAUCAUUAAAAUUUAUGUAUUCUUUAUCGGGGAACGUAACUCUCUCACAUAAUUCUUGGAGCUGCGAGUGUGAUUUUAUGGACUCUUUCCUAGAUGUGAUAGUAUCAAACGCUUUAAAGAUAUCCGACAUUUCAGACAUGACGUGUUCAUGGCCAGAUGAAACAAUCAUUCCAGCUAAUAUAACACUGGAUGAUAACCAGGUUCAAGUUUUAGAUUUCGAUUAUCGUUCUUGGUGUUCAAAUAACACUGUAAUAUUUAAUAACACUAAUAUAAGACAAGUGAUUGCAUAUGAUAACAGGUAUAUCGGUACCAUUAUCGGACUUACAUUAUUGUCCAUAUUUCUUAUAACGUUAGGCAUCGUUCUGAUCUGGAAACGACGGAUUAUACAAGUUAUUGUUUAUGAUAAGUUCGGUGUUCGUCUUCCAGUACCAGUUGAUGUUGCCAAAGAACAACGCGAGUUUACGUAUGACGCAUUUAUUUGUUUUGGUGAAAACGAAGAGAAUUUCGUUGUACACGAAUUGAUUGAAAAACUAGAAAAUGAGAAAAAGUUCAAACUAUGUUUAAAUUUUAGAGAUUUUCCUGUUGGUGAAUCUAAAGCCGAUUGUAUUGUAGAAGCUGUUGAUAACAGCAGAAAGACUAUCCUAAUUGUAUCUAAAAGUUUUCUACAAGAUGAUUGGUGUAAAUUUGAAUUUCAAACUGCACAUCACGUUAUGUUAACGGAACAUGCCGAGAAUUUGAUCGUUAUUUUGAAAGAAAAGAUUGAUGACGAUUUACUGGAUCCCGAUCUACGUUUAUUACUGAAAAGACGAACAUAUGUUGAAUAUGGGGAUCCAUGGUUUUGGGAAAAACUGUAUUUUGUUAUGCCAGAUCCUAAAAUCGUUGGAAAAGACAAUAAGGGUUUAAAUGUGGGUGACAUUGAAUUUGAUAUUGUUGAUAAUAAGGUAUAAUAAAU